AUGCAGUUUCCACUAUUUCAUCUGGCUUCAUUGCUACCGUUCUGGCCCCCGAAGGAGAGGCCGCCAAAAUUCAACUUCACGCGUGGAGACGACGUGUUUUCGCCAAUGGAUAUGGUGUCAAUGAAAAAAACAGGAGCGGGCAUCGCCAAUCCGACAGGGGAUAUGUUCUUGCUCCCCAUUAAGACCUACAAUGAAACAGAAGCAGAGUAUCAGCAUUCGAUGCUACUUUCGUCACUGGGAAUGGCUGUCCAGCAAACUCAUGAGUUUACGCUCAGCGACAGAGAUUCCGUAUUCUGGCUUGACUCGCGUACCAUUGCCCACAUCGUCCAUAUCGAGACGGAAGACUAUCCGUAUGAGAAGUACAACUUGAAGGCGCUGAGUCUUGACUUGGGGCUGUAG
Pleurotus ostreatus (oyster mushroom) is the source of this 399-nucleotide messenger RNA. RefSeq lists its product as uncharacterized. Bases 1 to 399 code for a protein of 132 amino acids. NCBI's taxonomy places the organism in Eukaryota, Fungi, Basidiomycota, Agaricomycetes, Agaricales, Pleurotaceae. The record is from RefSeq and is a predicted model, not a curated record. The transcript is spliced from 2 exons.